AUGCAUGCCGUUCCAUACGUCAGUCACGAUGUUCUCUCAGAUGAAAAUCUUCGACAGGGUAUAAAAGACUACUCAAAUUGGCCAACUAUACCUCAAGUUUUCAUUAAUGGAGAGUUUGUUGGUGGUUGUGAUAUCAUGUUGCAAAUGCAUCAGUCUGGUGAAUUAGUUGAAGAACUCAAGAAAGUUGGUAUAAAAAGUGCUUUGUUGACAGCUGAAGAAGCUAAAAAAGAAGAUAAAAAG
This is a messenger RNA of Iphiclides podalirius (scarce swallowtail), 240 nucleotides long. The record is from the annotation of a GenBank genome assembly. Lineage: Eukaryota; Metazoa; Arthropoda; Insecta; Lepidoptera; Papilionidae.